This is a messenger RNA of Laccaria bicolor S238N-H82, 603 nucleotides long. RefSeq lists its product as uncharacterized. NCBI's taxonomy places the organism in Eukaryota, Fungi, Basidiomycota, Agaricomycetes, Agaricales, Hydnangiaceae. The record is from RefSeq and is a predicted model, not a curated record. Bases 1 to 603 code for a protein of 200 amino acids. The transcript has 2 exons.
AUGGCCAGUGGACGAAAAGAUACAUCGGACGUCAAGCUUUUGCAGGAGUCUGCCGGCGCUGCCAGUGCUCAGACUGUCACUGUAGUCAUUGAUCGUGAACGCCUUCGUCAAGUUGAAACACUGCUGCAACACCUUAAUCAACCUCCACUCGUUCCAACUGCCGUGAAUGAGCCCAACGUCUUGGAGGGGAAUGUCGAGUCUGACGGACUUGGCUCCCCCAUGCCUUUUUCUGCAGGUAACCCACUCGAAGGACUUCGGCAUCACCUUGGUCACCGUCCACUUCACCAUUCGCCUGUACCAUCCCCACCGAACCAUGGUGCUCUGUGUCACCGUCCACUUCACCAUUCGCCUGUACCAUAUGUACGGAACCUCGGUGCCUUGCAAGAAAACACCAAGUAUUGUGAAGUCGAAACCAUUGGGCAUCCUUAUAAUGACAACCCACUUUUCAGUUUGCCGCAAGACAGGUGCUACGAGCAAUCCAAGUUGCAGGACUUAACAGCCGCAUUUACGUGUCUCUACAUCCAACAAUCCUGGCUCAAGCACUGGAGCCUUGUUCCAAGCCCGUACCCCGCCUGGUUCCUCGGCGACCUGUCUUUCUCCUAG